AGUGACGCAAGCGGAGACUACUUAAAGGCAGAUUAGAGGCAGCAAGACAUUAAAGCCAACCUUCCUCCCUCCACGCCGCCGGUCCGCCCGCCGAGCCGAGCCACGAGCCGAGCGGGCCGGGCCGGGCCGAGCCGGGAACCCUCGGCAGGGCUGUCGCCUCCAGCCGCCCUCCCGCCACCGGACUGCGGGGGGUAGAGACGGGCUGCUCUUCGGUCUGUUUUCCCUCCCCCUGAAAAAAAAAAAAAAAAAAAGAAAAAAAAAUAGGAGGGGUGGAAAAAGGCAGAAGUGAAGAGAACCCCUACGCUUGCCAAAGUCUUUGUCUCCGGAUGAACAGCGAUGGGGGAAUGGACUAUUCUAGAGAGGCUACUGGAAGCUGCCGUGCAGCAGCAUUCUACUAUGAUAGGGAGGAUCCUGCUGACCGUGGUGGUGAUCUUCAGAAUUCUCAUUGUGGCCAUUGUAGGGGAGACGGUGUACGAUGACGAGCAAACGAUGUUUGUCUGUAACACGCUGCAGCCAGGCUGCAACCAGGCUUGUUAUGACCAGGCUUUCCCCAUUUCUCACAUAAGGUACUGGGUGUUCCAGAUCAUCAUGGUGUGCACUCCAAGCCUGUGCUUCAUAACGUACUCCGUUCACCAGUCUGCUAAACAAAGGGAACGGAGGUACUCCACUGUCUUCCUUACCUUGGAAAGGGACCAGGAUUCAAUGAAGCGUGAGGACAGUAAGAAAAUCAAGAACACGAUUGUCAAUGGGGUGCUGCAAAACACUGAGAACUCCACCAAAGAGGCAGAACCAGACUGCUUAGAAGUGAAGGAAAUCCCCAAUCCUGCUAUCAGAACUACAAAAUCAAAGAUGAGGAGGCAAGAAGGCAUUUCUCGAUUUUAUAUCAUCCAAGUGGUCUUUCGAAAUGCCCUAGAAAUUGGAUUCUUAGUAGGACAGUAUUUUCUGUAUGGAUUCAAUGUCCCUUCCAUGUAUGAAUGUGACAGGUACCCUUGCAUUAAAGAAGUAGAGUGCUAUGUCUCUAGACCCACUGAGAAGACUGUAUUCUUGGUAUUCAUGUUUGCUGUCAGUGGGAUUUGUGUGGUGCUUAAUUUGGCAGAACUGAACCACUUGGGCUGGAGAAAGAUCAAAAUGGCAGUGAGAGGAGUACAGGCAAAAAGGAAAUCCAUAUAUGAAAUCAGAAAUAAGGACCUGCCAAGAAUGAGCAUGCCUAACUUCGGCAGGACUCAGUCAAGUGACUCAGCUUAUGUGUGA
This is a messenger RNA of Cinclus cinclus, 1251 nucleotides long. RefSeq names its product gap junction protein delta 2 (gene GJD2). Gene Ontology annotation, cellular component: connexin complex. The record is from RefSeq and is a predicted model, not a curated record. NCBI's taxonomy places the organism in Eukaryota, Metazoa, Chordata, Aves, Passeriformes, Cinclidae. Gene Ontology annotation, biological process: cell communication. The transcript has 2 exons. The coding region runs from base 337 to 1251 and encodes 304 amino acids.